AACUCUGUCUACAUCUCUCUAGAACAAUCCGUCUUCACUCUCCUAUUUAAAUCCCACAAGUAUCUCACCAUCUCUAACCAGUUAAAAGACAAACAAAAAUAUCAUCAGAAAGCAUCAGAGCAAAGACGUAAAUCAGUUCACACUAUGGAUUUCGCAAGGUUUCCUAUCAUCUCAAUCCUCGAAGACAUGCUCGAAGUCCCCGAAGAGCACAACGAGAAGACCCGCAACAACCCGUCGAGAGCUUACAUGCGAGACCAGAAGGCGAUGGCUGCUACGCCUGCUGACGUCAUCGAGCAGCCUGACGCGUUCGCUUUCGUGGUGGACAUGCCGGGAAUCAAAGGAGACGAGAUCAAGGUUCAGGUCGAGAGCGACAACGUGCUCGUGGUGAGCGGAGAGAGGAAGAGGGAGAACAAGGAGAGCGAGGGAGUUAAGUACGUGAGGAUGGAGAGGAGGAUGGGGAAGUUUAUGAGGAAGUUUCAGUUGCCUGAGAACGCGGAUCUGGAGAAGAUCUCUGCUGCUUGUAACGACGGUGUGUUGAAAGUGACGGUUGGGAAGCUUCCUCCUCCUGAGCCUAAGAAGCCGAAGACUAUUCAGGUCCAGGUCGCUUGAGCUUGCUGGUUUUUUCUCUUUCGGUUCUGUCGUAUGUCUGUUUAGUUUUCCGGUUUGUACGUAAUCCGUGUCAAAUACUCGCGCAUGUGUUCUAAAGUAAAAUAAAAGGUGCUCUGUUUUUAUA
Molecule: messenger RNA, 733 nt
Organism: Raphanus sativus (radish)
Lineage: Eukaryota; Viridiplantae; Streptophyta; Magnoliopsida; Brassicales; Brassicaceae
Product: 17.6 kDa class II heat shock protein
Exons: 1
Coding region: 145-609 (154 amino acids)
Biological process (GO): protein complex oligomerization; response to salt stress; response to heat
Source: RefSeq, a predicted model, not a curated record